AUGCAUUCUACAUCACAGAUAGUGACAAUAACAGUUAUUUCUAUUGGGGCAGUUUUGGGGACCUUCUCUAAUGCAUUUAUCAUCACUGUGAUUUUUCAUGACCAGAAUGGACUUCUCAGCCAGAGUCCUGGCAAUCAGAUCCAGUUCUGUAUGGGACUAUGCAACUUGCUCCUGCAGUGUGUUAUGGCAGUGGAAGGAAUUGCUAAAUGUCUUCCAUUUUCCUGGCUAGGUUCUAAAGAAUUCAGAUCCGUUGCACACAUCUUGUUUUAUACCUUUGUUACCCUCAGCUUCUGGCUUACAGCCUGGCUCUGCACCUUUUACUGCGUCACCAUUGUCAGAUUCAAUCACAGAGUCAUGAGAAGUCUGAAGCUGAGACUUCCAGAUGUGGUCCUCAAGCUCUUCCUGGUCACAGUCCUGGUGUCCUUCUGCAUUGGUCUUCCCUCUAUUAUUAAUGUUCAUAACAAAUGUAAUCAGAACAAAACUGAGAAUUGUAUGGCUAAUAAUAAUGAAACUACCAAUAAUGUUUUUAUUCGUGAUAUCCAGUAUGGUCUUACAUUCUUGGCACUUGGAAGUUCCUUACCCCUUGUUUUAGCCCUUCUGUCCAUUGGGUUUACUGUGUCCUCUCUACUGACACACAUACGGCAAAUGAAACUCAAUGUAUCCACUGUGAGAUCUCACCAGCUUGAGGCUCAUUACAGAGCGUGUAGGACCAUGACGCUUCUUAUCAUUGUUUAUGUGAUUUUUAAUGUGUCUGAAGGCAUAAUGGCUUUCUUCACCAUUCCUAACCAUAAUGUGAUCAAUAUUACAGCAUCAUUCAUUCAUUUGUAUCCAGCAGCCCAGGCUGUGAUUGUGGUAUGUGGCAGCCCUAAACUGAAAAAUAAUUUUUCUAAGUUUUUCCUGUGUAUUAAGUAG
This is a messenger RNA of Bombina bombina (fire-bellied toad), 912 nucleotides long. RefSeq names its product taste receptor type 2 member 40-like. Gene Ontology annotation, molecular function: bitter taste receptor activity; G protein-coupled receptor activity. Gene Ontology annotation, biological process: G protein-coupled receptor signaling pathway; detection of chemical stimulus involved in sensory perception of bitter taste; sensory perception of taste. The record is from RefSeq and is a predicted model, not a curated record. Lineage: Eukaryota; Metazoa; Chordata; Amphibia; Anura; Bombinatoridae. The coding region runs from base 1 to 912 and encodes 303 amino acids. The transcript has a single exon. Gene Ontology annotation, cellular component: membrane.